Rhizopus microsporus ATCC 52813 is the source of this 804-nucleotide messenger RNA. RefSeq lists its product as uncharacterized. NCBI's taxonomy places the organism in Eukaryota, Fungi, Mucoromycota, Mucoromycetes, Mucorales, Rhizopodaceae. The record is from RefSeq and is a predicted model, not a curated record. The transcript has a single exon. Bases 1 to 804 code for a protein of 267 amino acids.
AUGCCUGCUAUCAUGGACGUGUUAUCUCCUCCUUCAACCCUUCUUACUACCAAUAAUAAUACGUUUAAUGAAUCAAAGGAACGUUCUUAUAAAGAGCUUAUCAAACAACUUGCAGCGCAAGUAAAUACAAAGCCCUAUGGCAAUAUUCCGCCAAUGUCAAAUAAUAAUAAACGUAAAAAGAAAAAGAAAGUUCAGCAAGAAAGGACGAUCAAACGCCGUAUGUCCCAUGUAGAAGACUGGGUUGUGGUGGACAGUAAAGAGUCUAUACCAGAUGAAGAAGAGCUUAAUUCAUCAACUGAUUUUUCGUUGACUCAUGUAUUACCACUACAUAUGCCUCCACCUUCACUAAGCGAGAUACAGCAGGAUACUCAUCUCUUACGUUCAUUAAUUACUACACAAUCCUAUGCGAUCUCUUCCUCACCUCCUCAACUAUCGAAUAUAGAUCAACAGGUAUGGAAUGAAACCAUUGCAAAACUAAAGAAAUCGCUCGUUGUCUCUUCUCCCACCCCAAAGACAUCACCGCGUCAUAUCAUACCCUUACCACCACCACCAAGAAAGCUAAUGAAAAGAAGAAGAUCAGAGGCAACGACACAACCUAGAUUCAAUCCAGAUACCAAUGCCUACACCAGAGAUACCCGAUCAAACCCUGAUCACUUGAGAAUGAUUUCUGCAGAACUAAACAUGAUACGAUCACGCAAAUUGCUGAGCCCAUUAAAACCAAGAGGAUUUUUGCCUAGAAGAAAAGACAUAUUCAUACGUGGUGAACAUCGUAAAGUGUCUCCAUUAACCUAUGAAAUAAACUGA